This is a messenger RNA of Chelonoidis abingdonii (Abingdon island giant tortoise), 1708 nucleotides long. RefSeq names its product H1.10 linker histone (gene H1-10). The record is from RefSeq and is a predicted model, not a curated record. Gene Ontology annotation, biological process: nucleosome assembly. Lineage: Eukaryota; Metazoa; Chordata; Testudines; Testudinidae. Gene Ontology annotation, cellular component: nucleosome. Gene Ontology annotation, molecular function: DNA binding; structural constituent of chromatin.
GGAGCCCGCCCAGGCAGGCAGGCGGAUAGCAUCCCUGAAAGCGGAGCGAACAGCCCUUGGUGUGCCCCCGUGACGCCGGCGCCAGCGAGCAGCCAGCCAGCCCGGGGCAGCACCAAGUCCGUGCACCGGUUUGCCGCGGCAUCGAUCGGCCUCUUUCCCCUGCAGUCUGCGCAGUUCCGGCCAGCAUGUCCGUGGAGUUGGAAGAAGCCGACCUGCCUCUGACUGAGGCGGAGGAAGCGCCCCUAGCCCCGGAGAAAAAAGGUGGCGCCAAAAAAGCUAAGGGCGGGGGCUCGUCCCUGUCUCCCUCCAAAAAGAAAAAAAACAACAAGAAGAAGAACCAGCCGGGCAAGUACAGCCAGCUGGUGGUGGAGACCAUCCGGAAGCUGGGCGAGCGCAACGGCUCCUCGUUAGCCAAGAUCUACAAUGAGGCCAAGAAGGUGUCCUGGUUCGACCAGCAGAACGGGCGGACCUACCUGAAAUACUCCAUCAAGGCGCUGGUGCAGAACGACACCCUGCUCCAGGUCAAGGGCACCGGCGCCAACGGCUCCUUCAAGCUCAACAGGAAGAAGCUGGAAGGGGGCACCGAGGGGAGCGCUGGCAGCAGCGCCCCGAAGUCCCACAAGAAGGCUGCAGCCUCCACCUCCCGGCGGGCGGACAAGAAACCGGCCUCCAAGAGCAAGAAGCCCGAGAAGAAAUCGCACAAGAAAGGAGCCAGCGCCGCAGCCGCCAGGAAAGACAAGGGCAAAGCCAAGAAGGCGACCAAGAAAGCCGCCUCCCCGGGGGGCAAAAAGGUCAAGAAGUCUGCAAAGCCCAAGGCGCUGAAGAGCAGGAAGGCAUGAGGGGGGGAGGGGGCAGGGCGCCCCCAUCGCCCCACCACGCUGGGGCGGGGAGAGAGGACAUUUCCCUACCCUUCCCCCCACUCCAGCUCCCCAGGGCUCGGAGCCCUAAGACAGACUCUGCUCUGAGGACAGACCCAGGUUAUCCGCGUUGUAUUUGUAUUGCUGGCCUCGCUCUGUAGCCGUCGCCGCGGGCAGGGAAAUGGGGGUUAGGGCUGCCCCAGCCUCGCAGCCCAUCGCUCUUGUUUUUUACUUGGCAGCCCCCGAGCCCCACCCGUGAAGGUUUCUGUUCGCCCCCCGCCGCAGCCCCAGAUUUACAGGGCUAGGGCCCGCCCCCUGCCUAGUUGCCAUAGUAGCUAUUUUUCAUCAGCGUCUUCGCUUUUAUUUUCCCUGCUCCACCCCCGGUAGGGGGCGAUGCCACGUGGGUCCCACAGGUCCCGGCCCUGGCGCACUGUAGGGGGGGAUGGGGUGGGUCUUUGGUCUACUUUAGAAUUUUUUCGAACAGUGGCCACGCCCUCUAUUUUGGUUCUCGCCUUGGCGCCAUGGAAACGGCCUGUUAGGCGCCAGUUCGUGCUGAUGGCGCCUGGGUAUCUCUUAAAGGGCACCUCCCCCAGUUCGCCGAGCCGCGGCACGGCAGGCGGGCAGUGCUUGGGGGGCUGUGUGCGGGACCACGCGUCGUUAGCAGCAGCGGGGCUGCCGCAGCCUUGCGAGUCUUGUACCCCCGUUGCGGGGUGACGCUGGUUGUGCGCGUCCUGGGGAGGCAGGAGUGGCGGCCUUGUGGCCCCUCCACCCCCGGAACGCUUGUACCACGUGUUCAGGAUUCAGAGUCAAUGGCCUUUUUUGUUGUUGGUCAAUAAAUUGUUUAAACCUUU